AAAGCCAUUAAUGAGCCUUGAAGAGAUUGACGAUUUGGAAAGGUCAAAGCAGGUAGAAGAAAGGUCAAACUCUGAUCAGUCGGAAAGGUCAUCAACGAGAAUUCGGGUAGCAAGGAGCCACCCGAGAGUCGCUACACGAAACAGGCGGAAGGCAAAGGAAACGGACAAACCUCUGCUCAAAAAUUCGAAAGCGAAAAAACUUAGCGAUUCGCGAGAAGACGAAAGUGACCUUUCAUCAGAAGAUGAAGGAGUUGAUGAGCGCCCACUCGAAAAGGCUGACAAAGGUCAAGCCGCUGCACAAGAAUACGAGAGCAGCGAUUCGGACUCGGAAUGGACGAGUUCAAGUGAUAACUCAACGACUUCGGAAGAUUCAGGUGUAAGUGACCUUUCAGAACAAGAGGACUUAAUGGAUCUAGAUGAAGAUGACGAAGUGGACGAAGAAAAAGAAAAAGAAAUUAAAGUCAGAAGAUUGAAAGUGGAAAAGGCUAGAAUGUCAAAAGAUGUGAUUAAAGUCUACAGUGACCAAAGAAUUAAAUUGAAACCGUCAAACUGCACACGGGUAAAGGUCAAGAUGGGAAAAUAUGCACCGGCCCAAAACAAGUUGAUGUUUACACCGGUCCCACAAGUGGAAAUUGAAGUGCAACCGUUGGCAGGAGUGACGGAUCACAGGGGAAAAUACUUUGAAAUCGUCAUCGCGAAUCACAGUAGCAAAUACCGAGUCGUGAAGAAAAAUCAGCUUCUCGGAUACGUUGAACCGUAUGAACAUAUGGAAAAUGUAAAGGUCAACGCUGGGACAGUAAAGAACGUGCUCGAGGACCCAGAGGUGGACGAUACGACGAAAGCUGAAUUGACAAAGAUAAUUGGAAAUCUGAAAUUAGGACCUGACCUAACUGAGGAACAAAAGAACGACGUGUACAACGCGUUCUGGGAAUUCUGGAAGGUCUUACCGACGUCCAAGAAACCGUACGGAGAUGUGAAAGGGUCACUCACAGAAAUGACAAUGCCGGAGGAUGUGGUCACAAAAACGAACAUCCCAGACGAUUAUGGAACCCCAGAUGAAUGGGUGGAGACCAUGAAAAAGAAUUUGACCUUUGCUGAGGAAGUGGCGAGGUGCAACAUCAAAGACGCUUACGAGAAGAAUGCGGAAAUUUACAAUAAGAAGAAGUCGGAACCGAUUUUCAAAGUAGGCGACUUGGUAUUGAUACGACUCCCAAAGGAUACGAAACAAGGGAAGAAGGAGAACCAAUCGGACUUUAAGUCCAAAUACGAUAAAGUAUGGAAAAUUCUUAGCUUCCCGCGAGCAAACGAAGCAGAGGUUAUCGAACAGAACCCAAAGAAGGAAGCGGACUUAAAGGUCGUCUCAAUCGACCGCCUGAAACCAUGGCAUCCACCAUUGCCAGAUGAAAAGUUGGAAGGCGAUCAUCAAGGAGAGAUGGAAUCAGAGCGAAGUCCACAAAAUGAUUUGAAUUCCCAACGCAAAUCAUUUUUCGAACCACCUCUGCUACCCGAAAAGGAAAAGUCGGAAGGAGACAAACCCAGUGAAGCCGAGCAUGCUCCGAAAGAUGCGAAAGCCGUUGAGGAGAAAAAGGCUAAACAGAAGAGAAAGAAACUGACUCCUACAGAAUUGCUGACCCAGAAAGGUGAAGUUGAAGAUGCGGCCGACAAAGAACUCCUUGAUCGGAUAACUAAAGGACGCAAAGAAAAUUAA
Paramacrobiotus metropolitanus is the source of this 1708-nucleotide messenger RNA. RefSeq lists its product as uncharacterized. The transcript is spliced from 3 exons. The record is from RefSeq and is a predicted model, not a curated record. Bases 11 to 1708 code for a protein of 565 amino acids. Lineage: Eukaryota; Metazoa; Tardigrada; Eutardigrada; Parachela; Macrobiotidae.